CGCCGUAGCUGAAUCAGGCUUUGGGCAGUUUGUCGAGCUGUGAUUACGAGGCGAGAGCAUGUCAGUAUAGACCGAAAGCUGACCGAUGGUAUAGAUGAAUAAGAAUCUGCUAAAAGAUGCAGCUAUCGAAAUAGCUGAAGAAAAUUGACAGGCUUUAUACAAGAAGCUCGUUAUUUCAGCGUAUAUAGCUAAAAGACAACCUGUUGCCGAAGUUUCUGGGUGGGCUGUGGGUGACGCGCUUGUCUGUGGACUCAGGAGCUGGAUGGCCUCCGUGGUGACCGUGAAGAGGGAAAAGCGGCCCGCCCAGGAUGACGUCGAGUCCAACGGCAAAAAGCCCAGGAAGCUGCUGCCCAGCCUGAAGACCAAGCGGGCCCCGGAGCUGGUGCUGGUGAUCGGGACAGGCAUCAGCUCGGCGGUGGCGCCCCAGGUCCCGGCGCUGCGCUCCUGGAAGGGGCUGAUCCAGGCCCUGCUGGACGCCGCGGACGACUUCGACCUCCUGGAGGAGGAGGAGAGCCGGCGCUUCCAGAAGAGCCUGCAGGAGGACAAGAACCUGGUGCACGUGGCGCACGACCUCAUCCAGAAACUCUCGCCUCGCACGGACAACGUCCGCUCCACCUUCUUCAAGGACUGCCUGUACGAGGUGUUCGACGACCUGGAGUGCAAGAUGGAGCACGCGGGGAAGCACCUGCUCAGCUCCGUCCUGCAGCUGAUGGAGAGCGGGGCGCUGGUCCUCACCACCAACUUCGACAACCUGCUGGAGCUCUACUCCGCCCACCAGGGGGCGCGCCUGGAGUCCCUGGACCUGACCGACGAGAAGAAGGUGCUGGAGUGGGCGCAGGGGAAGCGCAGGAUGAGCGUGCUGCACAUCCACGGCGUUUACACCAACCCCAGCGGCAUCGUGCUGCAUCCCGCCGGCUACCAGAACGUCCUGCGGAACACCGAGGUCAUGAGGGAGAUCCAGAAGCUGUACGAGACUAAGUCCUUCCUGUUCCUGGGCUGCGGGCGGACGGUGGAGGACACCACCUUCCAGGCGCUCUUCCUGGAGGCGGUGAAGAACAAGUCGGACCUGGAGCACUUCAUGCUGGUGCGGCGCGAGGACGUGAGCGAGUUCAAGAAGCUGCGCGACAACAUGCUGGACAAGGGCAUCAAGGUCAUCUCCUACGGCGACGAGUACACCCACCUGCCCCAGUACCUGCAGCGGCUGGCCAAUGAGAUCUGCUGCCAGGAGGCGGGGGGCGUCAACGGCAGCGGUAAAGAAGAGGAUGAAGAGCGGGAUGACUUUGACUCUCCGAGGGAGCGGUCUGCCGACUGCCGGUGUUGACAGGUCCAGCAGGGUCCACAGAAGGUUAGGGAUCGUUCUCUGUCCCCGCGGUUGGAGGGGCCCCACCACAGAGAUCUGAGGCUUGGAUACACGCGACUGAAAGACUGUCAGACCACUGCUCCCUCCUGUCCCCUUUAUUCCCUGAAGCACGCUGGCUCUGUUCGGAAAGGGAGAGCCGCACAAAGACCCCCCCGGGGGCGUCUGCCACGAACGGCUGAUACUCGGCCGCUCACUCCAAAGGGAAAUGGAGGGAUAGAUAUUAAAAGGGCCCCCCCACCUGACUCACCCCCCCAUGUGAGACUGAGGGCCCCCCGCAGAGACUGAGGCGUCUCUAAUAAGGACAGAGUCCGGGCGCGAGCCCCCAACAUUGUACUGCAUGGGGAGGACAGCCAGGCUGUCCACAGCAAGGGUACUCUUCCUGUCCCAGUUCUUAUUAAAAACUACAAAGGCCAGCAUUCAUUUAAAGAAAUGUGUGUAUGUCCAGGCAUGGUACUGGAAUAAAAUGUUUAUUCCUAAUUUGGGGCAAUAACUGCAAUUUAAACUUCUUCCUCCCCUGAUAUUGUGAAUGGAAUGCUUGGUUUUGAACGGGAAAUCUCUUAUUGGCUGAUGCUACCUUUACUAGCAUAGGUUCAAUGGUGCAAAUCGCACGUGUUAGAAAGAUGUUAGUCCAGCAGUACCAUUCAGUGUACAGUAGAUUAAGUCAUUUGCUACGGCAUAGCCAUUACUGUGUUGAGGGGGGAAAGUAUGCUUGUAAACAGUUAUUGGUAAUCUUUUAUAUUUGCUGUAUUGCAUGUGUGGUCGUGUGGAACUGUUUGAAAUAUUUAUACAUUGUUUUAAAAUAAAUGUUUUUUUUUUCUACUUGA
This is a messenger RNA of Anguilla anguilla (European eel), 2184 nucleotides long. Its product is annotated as protein FAM118B-like. Lineage: Eukaryota; Metazoa; Chordata; Actinopteri; Anguilliformes; Anguillidae. The record is from RefSeq and is a predicted model, not a curated record. The transcript is spliced from 8 exons. Bases 263 to 1321 code for a protein of 352 amino acids.